GUUACAAUUAAAAUAUGUCAAAUACCGGGAAUAAAAAUACGGAAGAGCCUAAGGGUGCUUUAGAUGCUGUAUUUGUAGAAUCAGUAGAAAUGCCUGAAGGCUCAGUCCUCAUUCAAGGUCCUGAUUUUAAUAAAAAGCUAUCUCUCUCUGAACUAUUAGGUGCAUAUAAGCAAAUUGGUUACCAAGGUAGUAGUCUUGGUGAAGCUAUUGAAAUCAUUAAAGAAAUGAGAAAAUGGCGUCUUUCUGAUGAACCUAUUCUUCCUGAUGAAACUAAAGAAUAUCUUGACCCUGAAGUUCGAAAGCAGACAAAAUGUAAAAUAUUUUUGGGCUUUACAUCUAACUUGGUUUCUUCAGGUUUACGUGAAAUUAUUAGAUUCUUAGUUCAACAUAAGAUGGUAGAUGUACUUGUUGCUACUGCUGGUGGUGUCGAAGAAGACUUUAUCAAGUGCCUUGCCCCAACCUAUCUUGGUGAUUUUAAUUUGAAAGGAAAAGAGCUUCGUAAGCAAGGGCUUAAUCGUAUUGGUAAUCUUUUGGUACCUAAUAAUAAUUAUUGUAAGUUUGAAGAUUGGAUUUUACCUAUCUUUGAUGCAAUGUUAGAAGAACAAAAGACAAAAGGCAUUAUUUGGACACCUUCUAAGAUGAUUGAUCGUCUUGGUAAAGAAAUUAAUGAUGAGUCAAGUAUUUAUUACUGGACUUGGAAGAAUCAAAUUCCUGUAUUUUGCCCAGCUAUUACUGAUGGGUCACUUGGUGAUAUGAUUUAUUUCCAUUCUUAUAAAAACCCUGGAUUGAUUGUAGAUAUUGCAGCAGAUAUUCGUGCUAUGAAUAAUCAAGCCGUAUUUGCUAAAAAGACAGGCAUGAUUAUUUUGGGAGGUGGCGUCAUUAAGCAUCAUAUUUGUAAUGCGAAUUUGAUGAGAAAUGGUGCUGAUUAUGCAGUUUAUAUCAAUACUGCUCAAGAAUUCGAUGGUAGUGAUGCUGGUGCUCGUCCUGAUGAAGCUGUCUCUUGGGGUAAAAUUCGUGCAGACAGUAAAUCUUGUAAGGUUUAUGCAGACGCUACUCUUGUUUUCCCUCUCAUUGUUGCUGAAACAUUCGCUAAAGAAUAUCAUGAAUCUUCUAAUAGUAAAUAAUUAUUUACUACUACUGUAUAUUACUAUUACAUUCAUAAAUAAACUCAUAUAGAUAUAGAGACAUCAUUUGUAUAAUAAAG
Molecule: messenger RNA, 1204 nt
Organism: Cokeromyces recurvatus
Lineage: Eukaryota; Fungi; Mucoromycota; Mucoromycetes; Mucorales; Mucoraceae
Product: deoxyhypusine synthase
Exons: 2
Coding region: 15-1124 (369 amino acids)
Biological process (GO): peptidyl-hypusine biosynthetic process
Cellular component (GO): cytoplasm
Molecular function (GO): deoxyhypusine synthase activity
Source: RefSeq, a predicted model, not a curated record